GUGCACAUACUGUACUACCUCCACAGACCUGCGCUCUCUCCUCUUUUCUUUCUUUUCUCUACGGAAUGUACCGACAAUGCACACGCGAAGCCCUUCUCACAAAUCUCAGUGGACACAGACGUUUUUGAAGCCACAGGAAAACAAAUCUCUUCAGCACCGUCGCCCUCUCCCACUCUGCAGUCAGCUCCGACAUCUGAUCCGGAGAACAUCUCAGAGAUCAGACUACGGCAACAGAAAAAGCGGAUCUCUCGGCUGAAUGCAAGACAACACCUAACAAGGAUAUUUAAUCAAAACACCCCCUCUUGUUUAUUUAUUACUUGUCAACUUUCAAAAUAGAUGGCUUAUGAAACAACAGACUGGGUGGAGAGGAAGAGAUUUGCUCUACCUGAGGUUUAUGAGUUCGUUUUACUGUUUUUUCACGAUGAAAAUGUGAGGCGUAGCUUUCCUCAUUUUAUCAAAGAGGAAAGCUCUGAAAACGUCUUAGAUGGAAGAUGAAAGUAACGUCGUUUUGAAUUACACAGGAUAUAAAAACUUCGCAAAGAUGUGGUCAAUGGCAUGAAUGAACCAUGCAAGUUAUUUACUAACUUGUCGUGUGACUAACGAGAAAAUGUUCAAAGCGGGAAACCUAAUACUCUGGAGAAACAAUCUUUAUUUUUCCAGGUGAUUUUUAAGGGAGGUGACCCAAAAUCUUAUUCAUCUGUUUCACAGGUUCAAGGGUGUUCAAAAAUUAUGAAUCAGAAAGCGUUGGAAGUAAGAAAACGAUGUUUUAAUCAUUGAUCAUUUUAAUUAAUGCCUGGUGAACGUCUUCGUCGUUUUAAUUCCGAUACAUCAUGAAAUCGCUGUUCUAUAGUCGCUUCUUCAUUCUUCUGCCUUGGGUUUUGAUUGUGAUCAUAAUGAUAGAUAUAGAUACCAAGAGGACCUCAGUCAGGAGCCCCGCACAACUCUAUUUUGCCAGGAUAGGGAAUGCCCAACGGGUGGAAAGGACACCUCGUGUCAAAAGAAACGGGUCUGAGUUGACGACUAUAUACGCCAUCACCCCCACCUACAGCAGAGCUGUGCAGAAAGCGGAGCUGACCCGUUUAGCCAACACAUUCCGCCAGGUUCCUCGUUUUCACUGGAUUGUCGUGGAGGACUCAAGCGCACGCACAGAGCUGGUUUUGCGCUUUCUAGCCCGUUCAGGGGUACCUUAUACCCACCUGCACAUCCCGACCCCGAAGAGGUACAAGCGGGCGGGCUUGCCUCGGGCUACCGAGCAGAGGAAUGCGGGGCUUGCCUGGCUGAGACUGCACCGCUCCCCCCGGGACUCGGGAGUUGUUUUCUUUGCGGAUGAUGACAACACUUACAGCCUGGAGCUUUUCGACGAGAUGAGAACAACACGCAUGGUAUCGGUUUGGCCGGUUGGUCUUGUCGGUGGGCGGCGGUAUGAGCGCCCCCUAGUGGAUAAAGGAAGAGUGGUGGGCUGGUAUACAGGCUGGAGGGCAGACCGACAAUUCGCAAUCGAUAUGGCAGGUUUUGCUGUGAGUCUUCGGAUUAUCCUGGCUAACCCUAAAGCUGUGUUCAAGCGUCGUGGAUCCCAGCCAGGAAUGCAGGAGUCUGAUUUCCUAAAACAGAUCACACAAGUGCAAGACCUUGAACCAAAAGCACAAAACUGCACUAGGGAAAGGAAGACAAAGAUGGGUCUUUUUAUCUUUUUCUACAUUUGGAACAAUCUAUGGAAAUCUGCCUUUUAUUGAUUCACCUGUGUCCUGGUUUGGCACACUCGGACCGAAAAAGUGAACCUAGGGAAUGAGCCAAAGCACCGCCAAGAUACAGUUCAGAUUGAGGUGUAAC
Messenger RNA from Lepisosteus oculatus (spotted gar), 1830 nucleotides. It is a transcript of the gene b3gat2, whose product is annotated as beta-1,3-glucuronyltransferase 2 (glucuronosyltransferase S). Gene Ontology annotation, molecular function: galactosylgalactosylxylosylprotein 3-beta-glucuronosyltransferase activity. Gene Ontology annotation, cellular component: Golgi membrane. Gene Ontology annotation, biological process: chondroitin sulfate proteoglycan biosynthetic process; carbohydrate metabolic process. The record is from RefSeq and is a predicted model, not a curated record. NCBI's taxonomy places the organism in Eukaryota, Metazoa, Chordata, Actinopteri, Semionotiformes, Lepisosteidae.